Gastrolobium bilobum is the source of this 3146-nucleotide messenger RNA. RefSeq names its product E4 SUMO-protein ligase PIAL2. Gene Ontology annotation, molecular function: SUMO ligase activity; zinc ion binding. NCBI's taxonomy places the organism in Eukaryota, Viridiplantae, Streptophyta, Magnoliopsida, Fabales, Fabaceae. Gene Ontology annotation, biological process: protein sumoylation. The record is from RefSeq and is a predicted model, not a curated record. The coding region runs from base 63 to 2921 and encodes 952 amino acids. The transcript has 16 exons.
AAACGCCGGAGCCAUUUUGUUCCUCUAUUGGCAGUACCCCAAAACCAGACGAAGCAGUGUAAAUGAACGCUUGGUCGGCGGCGGGACAGCCACCGGACUGGGGCAUGUUCAAUGGAACCGGAAACCCAACACUGGCAUCGGUUUUGAACGCGAGGAGAAUCAACACAGUUAUGGAUCGUUUGCUGAAACCUGGCAACCAACUUGACAAUCAGGAUAUUCGUGGCGACUGCCUCUCCCUCUCUCGGGGUAUUGAUUAUGCACUUUCCCAUGGUGAAAUUCCGAACAGAGCUCAAGUUAUGCCUGAAUUGAUGAAACAGGUUAGAGGCCUCCUUUACUUUUGCAUGCAGAUUUGUCAACAAAGUCAUGAUGAAUAUUUACACGCAGCUUUAAUGGUUUUGAUGAUCUCUGUAAAGAAUGCCUGUAAAGUUGGAUGGUUCCAGACAAAAGAGUCAGAAGAACUUCUUACUAUUGCUGAUAAGAUGGGAAAGAUCUACGGCAGCACGGGUAAUCUAAAUGCUGGACCUAGUUCUUGCCAUUCCACAAUAACAACCAUAAUGGAGAGGUUCUAUCCAACAAUGACAUUGGGUCCAAUAAUUGCAUCAGUUGAAGCCAAGCCUGGAUAUGGAGCUUCUGUUGUUGACUUUAAUAUUGCAAAGAGUGAACAUCUGCAAGAUAAAAUUCACUUAUUGGUGGCACAAACUGAUAACAUUGAGACAUCUGCAUGCCUCAUAAGUCCUCAGCAAGUGAAUUUUCUUCUCAAUGGAAAAGGAGUAGAGAAAAGGAUUAAUGUUCAAAUGGACUCUGGACCACAGAUGCCAACUAAUGUGACUGGUAUGCUUAAAUAUGGGACAAAUCUUCUUCAAGCUGUGGGCCAGUUCAAUGGUAAUUAUGUUAUACUUGUUGCCUAUAUGAGUGCCACAUCCUUGCUUGAGCAUCCACUUCUCCAAGAUUAUGUUCAUCCUGUUGUUACCUCAAUUGAUUCAGAUAUUAUUGAGGGGCCAUCGCAAAUUUCACUUAAUUGUCCCAUAAGCUUUACACGUAUCAAGACUCCUGUUAAAGGGCGUUUAUGCAAACAUUUCCAGUGUUUUGACUUUGACAAUUUCAUUAAAAUAAAUUCAAGGAGGCCAUCAUGGCGCUGUCCUCAUUGCAAUCAGUAUGUCUGCUAUGUGGAUAUUCAUCUUGACCGAAACAUGGUUGAGAUCCUGAAAAAUGUUGGUGAGAACAUUGUGGAAGUGAUUGUUUUUGCUAAUGGAUCGUGGAAGGCAGUCUUGGAAAAUGAUCGGGAUGUGGAUAAGAUGCAGAACAAGGGCCGCAAUUGUGAAAAGGAACAGACUGAACUGCAAGAAUCUACUUGCUCUCCUAGUACUGUUCCCAAUGUUUUGGACCUCACCAACGAUGAUGAUUACUUGGAGAUAAUGGACACCUGUGAAACUGCAGAUAGAAAACCUUUCUUGGGGAUGAACUGUACUGGUGUUAAUCAAAGUGUUACUGCUCUAAUAGAAGAUGAAUUUUGGUCUGGAGUUUUCCUUCCCAGUGGUAGGUCUGAUACCCCGACAGUUGGUGUCUCUGAGUGUCCCGUUCAGCCUGAUACUGUUUCUCCUGCAUUUCAUCCGGAAGCUGAGGGUCAUGACAAUAACCUUGCUGCUAACUCUGCUGUGCAUAAUCAAUAUUCUGCACUAAAUAAUUUGCAGCUGCAGUUGAACAUGAAUUCAAUUGUUAACGAGUAUGGGAGGUCAUCUUCAGUACCAAGACAUAUUAAUAGGACUCCAGUAGCUGUUCAGGCCCUCCCAGUCCAAUCUCAGGCAUUGAGACCACAGCAAAAUUCAGUAACUAAUUUGUGUUCCUUGCUACCCAGCAGUAGUUCUGCUACUCCUCACAUUUCAUUGUCUAACCCAGCCUCUGCAGAUGGUCUCAAUGCCAUAUUGAGUGAUGCGGAAAGACAGCAACACUUUUCUAGAUCCCCAAUGAAUGUGCCUCAGGUCUCGGGUGUAAAUUCAUCUACAUUGCAGCAUCACUCAGCAACACAGAGCCGAGUGCCACCAGUUAAUAUAUCAGCAGCAAGUCAAAUGCAAAACCAAUACAGAGCAUCUGGUUUGUUUGCUGAAUAUAGAAAUUCUCACCUUCAGCAAGCUCUGAAUCCACGGUCAGCGCAUCCUAUGCGAUCAUCAAAUACCCCACGGUCCCACAUCCAGCAGCGUAGUUCUCAGCCUGGGAUUGUUCAGGCAGCUGGAGCCACUGCAAAUAGUCAACAAGCUAGGGUUAUAGCCACUCCGCAGGUUGCCAGGCAAGGAAGUACUCAAGCUGGGAUUGUUCAGGCAGCUGGAGCCACUGCAAAUAGUCAACAAGCUAGGGUUAUAGCCACUCCGCAGGUUGCCAGGCAAGGAAGUACUCAAGCUGGGAUUGUUCAGGCAGCUGGAGCCACUGCGAAUAGUCAACAAGCCAGGGUUAUGCCCGCUGUGCAGGUUGCCAGACAAGGAAGUACUCAAGCUGGGAUUUUUCAGGCAGCUGGAGCUACUGCAAAUAGCCAACAAGCUAGGGGUAUGGCUGCUGCCCAGCUUGCCAGACAGUCACCAUCCGUUUCAGUUCAAAAUCAAGCUUCCGUAGCAGCCACACGGGGAUUAACAGGAGAGCAAAAAGGAAAUCUGGGAGGAACGGUGCAGUCAGUUUCUAGGCCUGAUGAAUUAAUCAAUUUGCAAUCAGAGCAGAAUUGGCGUCCUACUCAACGAAUGCGUGGAAGCCUUUCAGGUCGGCAGUUUUCAGAUGAUGUUAGGCAGCGAAUUAUUGCGCCAACACAACCACCAGUUCGAAGUUCAAAUUCAAGGCCACAAGGUCCACAACCAGUCCGACCAACCAGUGUGUCACCCCAACUAGAUGUGCUUAUUGGGAACCUCAGAAAUGCUCAUAAUUCUUCGAGCACAUAAUAUUUCAGGAAGGCUCUCCUUGCACAUGCUUGGAAAAUUUCCGAGUGCUGCACGUCAAUGUCUUCUGAGCUGAGGCUGUAAAUAAAUACUAGUUAUCUAUUUGCAGUAUAUGUAGACAUACAAGAACAUGUUCCUUUGAGCUAUUUUUACUAUAACCAGACACGCGUUUUGUGUUAAUUUCGUUCACCACAGAAUGUUGUUGAAAGGGAAAAGAAAUCUUUUGAA